AUGGCGUAUGUUGUUUUCCACGCCACGGUCGACACAUCUGAGGAUUCGGCGUCUGGAGUUUUCAUCAGACAUGUGGAUGGGACAUCGAUUAGCUCCGAGGCUGGGAAGGAGCGCGCCGCGAUCGAGAGAAGGCAUCUAAGGCUCGAUCUGUGUGCAGAUGAUAGAAUAGAUUUGUUGGCAGACAUGAUGCGGAAUUUUCUUGAAAAUGGGCUAAACAUCGACCGGGAGAUCAUAGUCUCGGUAAGGAAAAAGAUUUGUUUGGGGAAUUUAAAAAUUACAGAAUUUCCUUCUUCGUGUGGGCGGAAGGUCGAGAGGGAGGGCCCACGCAUGCUGAUGUCGCUUGGGAGCAUGGUGGGGAGGAGUCUGGAUUACUUUGGGCUGAUUAAUCUAGAACAAAAUUUGCAAAUGACGAUUAUGACCCUGCCCCGGACAUUUGCUUUCCCAACAUUAGCUUGGAACCAGAGAUACUGGAUGACCGACUUCCACACCGAUAAUCUUUCGAUAUCAAAAGCUUCAUCUGUCAAUCAAGAAUUUGGGAUUCAUAAGGAUUCUUUUUAUACUGUUGAUCCCUUUUCAAGUGGCUCUUUUGUCGAUUUUGAUUUACGUGAACAUGAUAGCAUUUGUUCCGUCAUGCAAGAUUUGGAAGUUGGUGGGUGUUUGAACUUUUCAGACGGGCAAGAUCCAUUAAUGGACAUUGAAACAGCAUUGACGUACCAUGACACUAAGCCUUUCAACUUUGUUGUCGCUGAAGAGAGCUAUUGUCUGACUGCCGAUAACCUUGGUUUCCCCAAACAAGGUGGCAGUAAAAGAAGCAAGAAUGUUAUCCAGUGUAGGAAGGGCAAAGUUAGAGAAUUGUCGUCUACUAAAAUGUGCAUUAUGGGACAUAAACUCUUGACCCAUCUGGCGGGAAAAUAUGGUGAGAGAAAAUGGUCUACUAUUGCACAAAUGCUGAAGGGAAGGAUAGGCAAACAGUGCAGACAGAGAUGGCAUAACCAUCUGAGACCUGAUAUUAAGAAACCGCGAAAAGUCUCCUUAGAAGAACAGAGAACUCUACAAAAAGAAGGAAAUUCUCAAGGCGAAGUUGCCGGACCAAAAUGGCCUAAGCCUAGUUCCCUUCUUCAGAACAAUAUCAAGAGUCUCGACUUUGAGAAGAAAAGCAGCAGCUUACCAAAAAUGAACCGAACUCCGAAAACCAUUGACCCUGAAAUCCUGAAUAACAAAACUUCAAUUGUUAAGAAUUCAGAAAUGAAGUUUCAAACCAAACAUUGUCAAUACGGCUUUGCUGAUGUCCCUGAGUUCACUUUUAACGACUAUCACCUGUUCAGAGGUAAUAACAUGGAGUCAUUGCUGGUUGAUAUAUAUGAAUCGGUGGCCCAUCUGGGAUUGACGAACACAAAUGUUGCGAUGUUGACUUUCCUUUCAAAUGUCGACUCAUUUGAUGGAAACAUCCUUUUGCAUGAUUUUGCAAUGCCACUCUUCAUUUUCGAGACC
Messenger RNA from Striga asiatica, 1491 nucleotides. The record is from the annotation of a GenBank genome assembly. Lineage: Eukaryota; Viridiplantae; Streptophyta; Magnoliopsida; Lamiales; Orobanchaceae.